Molecule: messenger RNA, 8202 nt
Organism: Synchiropus splendidus (mandarinfish)
Lineage: Eukaryota; Metazoa; Chordata; Actinopteri; Syngnathiformes; Callionymidae
Gene: arid1ab
Product: AT rich interactive domain 1Ab (SWI-like)
Exons: 20
Coding region: 407-7051 (2214 amino acids)
Biological process (GO): positive regulation of DNA-templated transcription; chromatin remodeling; regulation of transcription by RNA polymerase II
Cellular component (GO): brahma complex; nucleoplasm; SWI/SNF complex
Molecular function (GO): DNA binding; nucleosome binding
Source: RefSeq, a predicted model, not a curated record
CUGAGCCUCGCCAGGUCGGUAACAUGGCUGUGUCUCCGGGAGCCUCGUGCUGGUUCGGUUGAUGUCUAUCUCGCGCUCUCGUACAGUUACAGAAGCCCCUUCUAACAUGAAUGCACACUUGCACAUACACACGUCGUUUACCCACCUAUUUCAUCACCGUCUGUGAUGCUAUAGGGUUUUUUUCCUCCAAAACUUUCCUCUGAAUGUUUUAACUUUGAACCGAGUCGCGGUGGAUCACCGGAUACCGGUCUGGGCGACAGGCAAUGGGGGAAUGAACCAGGCAAACGGGUACGUUUCUAGAAAUGAAUUUGUAUUUAUUUUCCAUGGUUGCUCCGAGUUAAAUCGUGACUGAUUCGGCUUGCUGAGCGGCUGAGCGAGAGAGUUGGGGGAGAGAGAGGGGGAUAUCAUGGCCGCUCAGGUCGCAAGCGUCGCCAAUCUGAACACUAGCCCGCCAUCCGAACUUAAAAAGCCGGACCGGGAGCCACAGGAUGAGUCAGGACCAGGAGAUAAGCAACAGAGUAAAGAACCGGGACUUGACAGUGGAACUCCGGGACUCAAGGAACUGCAGGACGGGAACGAUGCUGGAGGAGGAGGGGAUCCUGACAUGAAGAAUGGCAACGGGAAUUCGGCCAGGGUAAAUAAUAGCAGCGGUAAUCAGAAUGAUUCGGAAGGUAACAACCGUCCUGGGAUGGGACACCACCACUCGGGCCCCUUUCCUCCACCACCCUACGGUUACAACCAGCACUACAGCCGGGCCCCUUUUCAUCAACAUGGCGGACAACAAAGCCCUGGCAUGGCAUCUGCAUCGGGACCGGGCAUGAUGGACCCUUACCCCCCUAAUUCACAUGACCAAGGAUACCCAAACCAUUACAACAACUACAGCCUUUUCCAAAACAGGACUUCUUAUCAGGGUCAAGGAUACGGGGCUAUGAAUUCCCCUCGCAGCAACCAACCCACGGCGGCCGGGGGACAGCCAGGCAAGCAGCAGCAGCAGCAGCAGCAGUCAGGAGGAAGCUCGGUCCUGCCUGCUGCUUACAACAACCAGAGAUAUAACGUUGGAAACCAACAGCCUACAUCAACACCAACUUUAAACCAGCUUCUGACAUCCCCCAGCUCGACCAGGAGCUACCCGAACUACCCACAGGGAGACUAUAACAAUCAGGAAGGGACCAACAAGGGAGCAGAUAUGGCUAGCAGUCAGUAUAGUGGGGUUCAUCCGGGUUGGCAACAAAGAACCCACCACCCGCCUCCUAUGAGCCCGGGGAAUACUGGACAGCCACAAAACAGAAACCAGCCCCCCAGCCCAAUGGACCAGGUAGGCAAGAUGCGUGGCCAACCAUAUGGGGGACCUAGCCCAUAUUCCCAGCAGCAGCAAGGUCCCCCCACCGGCUCCGGCCCACAACAAGGAGCCACGUAUCCAAGUCAGGGAUAUGGACCUCCCAGCUCUCAGCGAUAUCCAAUGGGAUUGCAAGGACGAAACCCAAGUUCAAUGAGCGGCAUGCAGUAUGGUCAGCAGAUGUCACCAUAUGGACAGCAGGGACCAGGUGGCUACGGCCAGCAGAGUCAGGGUUACUAUGGUCAACAUGGCCCCCAGUCUCAUUCAAGCCAGCAGCAGACCCCAUACCCGGGGCAACAACAGGGGAACUCUGGUCCGCCUUAUGCACCAUCAGGCCAUCCAUCCCAGCCCCCAAGCCAACAUGGGCAGCCCGGAACCCCCUACUCGCAAUCCCAAGGUCCACAUGGUCCUGCUCCUGGUCAGCCGCCAUACACGCAAUCUCAGUCUCAGUCUCAACCACAGCAGGGUCCAAGUCCUCAGAGCACACAAGGACAACCUGGGUAUGCUCAAGGUUCUGGGGCGUCACAGCAGCAAACACCACCCCAGCAGCAACAGCAGACACCAUCACAACCACAGCAACAACAAUCGGGUGGUCCCUCGUCUCAAAGUCAACCGGCUCCAGGUCACAGCCAGCAGGGUCAACCUUCACCUUACUCCCAGACACCUCCACUGCCACAACAGCAGCAGUCCCCAUAUCAGCGGUUCCCUCCUCCACAACAGGAACUCUCCCAGGACUCGUUUAGCUCUCAGUCAAGUGCCCCUUCUUCCAAUCAGCCCAUGGCUUCAAGCAAAAGUGGCCAAGAGGACAGCAUGCAGGCCCGACCUUCCAGUUUACCGGAUCUCUCCGGCUCAAUCGAUGACCUACCCACUGGGACGGAGGGAGCCCUGAGUCCUGGCGUAAGCACUUCAGGGGUGUCCAGCAGCCAGGGCGAGCAAAGCAACCCAGCCCAGUCCCCUUUCUCCCCCCAUACUUCUCCCCACCUGCCUGGGAUACGGGGACCGUCCCCCUCACCAGUUGGCUCACCUGUCAGUGUGACUCCAUCACGCACUGGUCCUCUGUCUCCGGCUGCUGUCCCAGGUAAUCAGAUGCCUCCUCGACCUCCUAGUGUCCAGUCUGAUGGCAUCAUGCACUCUGCAAUGAACCAGUCACCCAUGGCACAAGACAGGGUUUACAUGCGGAACCCUCAGAUGCCUCCUUAUGGCUCUCCUGGACAACCAGCCUCUGCCUUAUCUCCUCGCCAGUCCUCUGGGAUGGGACCCUUCCCCCAGAACAACUCCAUGGGGAAUUAUGGGCCUCAGGGUGGCCAGUAUGGUCCUCAAGGUUACCCUCGUCAGCCAGGCUACACAGGAAUGCCCAAUGCCAACUAUCCAGGUGGUCCUGCCAUGGGUGGCACCAUGAACUCCAUGCCAGUUCAAGGAAGUGGUGCCCCAUAUGGAGGCAUGCCCUCUGGACGACUUGGUCCUGGACAGAUGAACACUAGACCGUAUGGCCCAGGCAUCAGCGCAAAUAUGGGUGGCAUGCCCCCUCAAGUUGGUGUGGGAAUGGGUCCUCCUCCUGGUAUUAACAGAAAAGAUGGUGGACCCUCGAUGCACCAUGGACCUACAAACUCUAUCCAUAAUAGGCCACCUGGUUACCCAAAUAUGUCCCCUGGCAUGAUGGGAUCAGGUUCCCCAUAUGGUCCUGGCAUGAACAGCAUGCAUGGCAUGAUGACUCAGGGAGGACCAGGUCCAUAUCCGAUGGGAGGAAACAUGUCCAACAGUGGCCCUGGAAUGGCUCCCAGUGCCGAAUUUGGCAUGGACAAGAUGGCUGGUGGUCAGAAGAUGAACAACAAGGUUGAAGGGACUCCUAAACCUGAAUCCAAAAAGAAGUCCAGUUCUUCCACUACCACAAAUGAGAAGAUCACUCGGCUGUAUGAGCUGGGCCCGGAACCUGAGAGGAAGAUGUGGGUGGAUAGAUAUUUGGCCUUUGCUGAAGAGAAGGCCAUGGGCAUGAACAACCUCCCUGCUGUGGGACGUAAACCCCUGGAUCUGUUCCGGCUUUACGUGUCUGUCAAAGAGAUUGGUGGCCUCACUCAAGUGAAUAAGAACAAGAAGUGGAGGGAGCUGGCCACCAGCCUCAACGUUGGAACGUCGAGCAGCGCUGCCAGUUCACUUAAGAAACAGUAUAUCCAGUGUCUGUAUGCGUUCGAGUGUAAGGUUGAGCGUGGUGAAGACCCACCGCCAGAUAUCUUCAACACAGACGCCAAAAAGAACCAGCCGAAGAUUCAGCCUCCAAGUCCAGCUGGUUCUGGAUCCCUCCAGGGCCCACAGACUCCACAGUCCACCAGUAGUUCUAUGGCAGAAGGAGGAGACCUGAAGCCACCCACGCCAGCCUCCACCCCUCACACACAGAUGCCUCCAAUGGCUGGAAUCAGCAGGACUAGUGUGAAUCUUCAAGACCCGUUUGCCGAUGGAGUAGAUCCUGCUUUCUCCAGGAGAAGCACCAUGACUCCCAACUCUCAGAACUACCAACCUGGAAUGGGUGGCCCUGAGAUUAUGGGUCGCAUGGGUCACUAUGAAUCCAACAAGGACCCUUUUGGUGGCAUGAGGAAAGUUGGAGAGCAGUUUAUGCAGCAGGGAUCCAACAGUGGGAUGGGGGAGCAGUACAACAGAGUCCCGUCAGCACCCAUUGGGAAUAUGCCGAUGGGCCAAAGGCAGCAGCAGUAUCCUUAUGGAUAUGAUCGCAGACCAGAGCCUGGUAUGGGCCCUGAUGGCCCUCAGUCUAACAUGAUGCCCUCUGUGGGAGACACUGGCAUGUACUCACCUAGUCGCCCUCCGCCUCAGCAACGGCAUGAGGCCUACGGUAACCAGUACUCUGGUCAAGGAGCUCCCCCUGGUGGACCCUAUUUGAACCAACAACCAGGAAUGUAUCCUCAGCAGCAACCGAACUACAAGCGGCCUGUGGAUGGUGGUUACGGUCCUCCGGCCAAACGCCAUGAAGGGGAGAUCUACAAUGUUCCGUAUGGCCAACAGCAGCAGGGCCCCCAGUCAUCCGGGCCGCAGGGCCAGCAAGAAAUGUAUAAUCAGUAUAACGCAUACUCAAGUGGUGAACGAAGGCCACCUGGCCCACAGAACCCGUUCCCAUUCUCAUUCAGUCGGGAGCGUGGACCGCCAUCUGCUGGACCUGCGUCUCAGUCUUCAAUGCCUCCUCAGAUGAUGGGAAGCCCACUGUCGUCAGGUCCUGAUGGACCGCAAGGUCCAAUGUGGCAAGGCCGUAGCGAGUUGGGCUACACAAACUAUCCCAACCGUCAGGGUCCACCUGGUCCGGGUCAAGGCUCUGGCUACCACAUGAACCGCUCAGAGGACCUGAUACCAUCAGACCAGCGCAUGAACCAUGACGGUCAAUGGCCAGGUCACAGGGGGCAGCCACCUUAUGGGCCCGGUAACUCUGGGCCGCCCAUGACAAGACCCCUGCCAUCAACAUAUACAUCACAGAACCACAUCCCUCAGGUGUCUAGUCCAUCUCCAAUGCCAAGAUCCAUGGACAGCAGGACAUCUCCCAGCAAGUCACCAUACAUGCACUCUGGCAUUAAAGUCCAGAAAGCUGGUCCUCCGGUACCGGCCUCACACAUAGGUCAGGCCCCUGUGCAGCAGCCCAUGAUCAGGCGUGACGUAGCAUUUCCUCCUGGUUCCGUGGAAGCUUCCCAACCUCAUCUUAAACCGCGGAGGAGGCUGACAAUGAAGGACAUUGGUACCCCUGAGGCCUGGAGGGUGAUGAUGUCCCUCAAGUCAGGUCUACUUGCAGAGAGCACGUGGGCCCUUGACACCAUCAACAUUCUGCUGUAUGACGAUGGCAGCAUCUCCACCUUUAAUUUGUGCCAGCUUCCUGGCUUUUUGGAGCUGGUAGUCGAGUACUACCGACGCUGCCUGAUCCAGAUCUUUGGCAUCCUCAAGGAGUAUGAGGUAGGCGACCCUGGCCAACGCACCCUCCUUGAUCCUCUUGCUACUGAUGAGGACUCUGACGAUGACAUCCUGAUGCUCGAGGGGGAAGACAUGGACACAGAUGAGGAGGAGGAUGAGGAAGAGGAGAGUGAGGACAAGCAGAUCACUCCCCAGCUCUCCUCACAAGUGCAGGUGAAAGAGGAGGAAGAAGAGAAGUCCUCGCAGGAUAAGGAGGAGUCGACUUUGGUGAAUGAAAGCAUCAUUGCUACCUCAGGGCCCACCCAGGACCCUCAACUCUGCUUAGAAAAACCCAAGCAGGCCAGCAAGUUUGACAGACUCCCCAUCAAGGUAGUGAGGAAGAAGAAUCCCUUCCAGCUGAGCCGCUCAGCCAAUCAGGGACAGAGGAAGAGCUUUGACAGCGGCCUCAUACACUGGAGCAUUGGGGGGGGCGACACCACUGAGCACAUCCAGACCCACUUUGAGAGCCACAGCCGCCUACUCGAGGUCCACAAGUGCUUGUCUGUGUCUGCUGAGAAGAGCAAGAAGGUGGAGAGGCAAGAGAGGCCUGCACUUGACUCUGACCACGAGCCACCAUCAGGGCCGCCUCGAACAGAUGGGACUACUGCUCUUCCCAUUGGUGCGACCGUCACUGCCACCAUAGAUGACGUGCUGUGCGCUCGCCCUGGGUCACUCACGGAAGAGGCAGUGCGAGGGGGUGGCGUGGAGCAGAAAGAGAACGGCAAGUACCUGUUCAGCAUUAAUCUGGAGCACCAGAGCCACCGCAACAUCAAGAUCCUGGAGGACGAACCGCACAGCAAAGAUGAGACACCACUCAGCACUCUGGCAGACUGGCAGGACUCGCUGGCUCGACGCUGCAUCUGCAUCUCCAACAUCGUGCGCAGCCUCUCCUUUGUUCCAGGCAAUGACCUGGAGAUGUCCAAGCACCCGGGUCUUCUGUUGCUGCUGGGUCGCCUGGUGUUGCUUCACCACCGGCAUCCGGAGCGUAAGCAGGCGCCAGUUACCUACGAGAAGGAGGAGGAUGAGGAUGAAGGGGUGAGCUGUGAAAGAGACGAGUGGUGGUGGGACUGUCUGGAGGCCCUGAGGGAGAACUGCUUGGUCACUUUGGCCAACAUCUCUGGUCAGCUGGACCUCUCCGUAUACCCAGAGAGUAUAUGUCUGCCCCUGUUGGAUGGACUUCUGCACUGGGCUGUGUGCCCCUCAGCGGAAGCAUUGGACCCCUUCCCCUCCCUAGGCCCCCAUGGCUCACUUUCCCCACAGAGACUGGUCAUGGAGACCCUCAGCAAACUCAGCAUCCAAGACAACAACGUUGACCUCAUUCUGGCCACCCCACCUUUCAGCCGACUGGAGAAGCUCUACGGUACUCUAGUGCGACUGGUCGGGGAGCGCAAGGUGGCUGUCUGCCGGGAGAUGGCGGUGGUCCUGCUAGCCAACCUGGCGCACGGUGACAGCCUGGCCGCUCGGGCCAUUGCUGUGCAGAAGAGCAGCGUGGGGAACCUGCUGGGCUUCUUGGAGGACAGUUUAGCCGCCACCCAGUACCAGCAGAGCCAGAGCUCCCUGCUGCAGAUGCCAGGGGUCCCUCACUUUGAGCCAACCAGCGUGGACAUGAUGCGGCGGGCGGCCCGCGCCCUGCACGCCCUUGCCAAAGUGGAGGAGAACCACUCUGAGUUCACUCUGUACGAGUCACGGCUGCUGGAUAUUUCCGUGUCACCCCUCAUGAACUCAUCAGUGUCCCAGGUCAUCUGUGAUGUACUCUUUCUGAUUGGCCAGUCAUGACACAGCUACGCUUCUUUCUGCCCCCACACCCAUUUUGUAUGUGUCUCUCAUGUGUGAGUGAAAAGAGUUUUUUUUUUUUUUAAUUUGUUUUUUUUUAUUUAUGCAAAAUCAGCCUCCAUCCCCUCCCCUCCCAUUCUUGUCCACUCAUCAUGUAGCUUUGAGCUGGGAAUAAAGAGAGGAGUGGGACAUUAUCAGGUGUGUGAGUGUGCGUGACAACGUGACUUUCUAUUUCAGUAUAUCUCUUGAAAAAGAAAGUGUGAGCCUUGGGGGUGUCUGCAGGGAUCAGCGUGCACAGACUUCACACGGUCAGGUUUGGAGCCUGCAGCGCCUCGCAGAGGGGCCGUGGUAUCGUUGCUGUAACUUUGGAUGCUCUAUGACAGAAACCACAUAUUUCUGUACUGUACACUUUAAAACUGUAAACAUACUGUAAGAAAACUGUUUCACACUGAGAUCGCUGGCUUGGCAGCAAACUGUAGUUUUUAAAAACUGUUUUAGUUCAUGAUGAGAGAAAGAAUACGGCUUUCCCCCCAAAGUAUGGUGAACCUACAACACCCCGACCUCUUCUUUGUUUCUUGAUUGUAAGACUUGACCCUUCUCUAAAGUCUCGGGCUGCUGGGCCUUGGCUGCAGCUGCUCUGUAAAUACGUUGUUGUACAUGACACUUCUCUCUUUCUCACCUUCGGUUUCUUCACCAUUUUUAAAGCGAUUUCUGUGAGGCGUCUGCUCUCCAUCUGCAGGAAGGGUGGCCUCCAACACAAGUUUCAGCGAACCCAAACAAAAGCAUGGUUCCAUCCGGGCUUAUGAAAAUGAAGAAAGCGUUUUAAUCUCGGUUUUCUUUUCAGUUAUGCGGUUACUGCAUAUUUGUAUUUCAGAUGUAGCUAAGACUUGAUGUAAAUUCCUUCUUUUUUCCUUUUUUGGCUUAAUGAAUAUCAUUUAUUCAGUAUCAAAUCUUUAUACUAUAUGUUCCACGUGUUAAGAAUAAAUGUACAUUAAAUCUUUGUAAGAUUUUUGAUGUGGAUUUAUUUGGAUCAGUAGUCAUUUCUCUCAAAUGCGUGUCGUGGCCAACAUGACAGAACUCAUUUUAGCUUUGCAAAAUGGGCAUCCAGUCUAAAAGUUACUUUAGUUAAAUCCUGUUGCUCAUGGAUGUAAUGC